Messenger RNA from Diachasmimorpha longicaudata, 2508 nucleotides. RefSeq names its product G-protein coupled receptor Mth2-like. Lineage: Eukaryota; Metazoa; Arthropoda; Insecta; Hymenoptera; Braconidae. The transcript is spliced from 2 exons. Bases 627 to 1913 code for a protein of 428 amino acids. The record is from RefSeq and is a predicted model, not a curated record.
UAAACUAUACAAUGGUAUCUCACUUUGACAUUGCGUAACAAUGUAUUUUUACGGCAACAGUCUCCAGUAUUUUUGUAAUGCAUGUAUGCAUGAAGAAUUCUUUAUUUCAAGUCAUUUAGUCACCAAAUAUACAAAUGUAGACAUUCCCCGAGGCUAUACUGUUAGAUGAUAAUUUGGUUGACACACUUGACUAAUUAUGCACAGUUUUGCGAUGCGAGAUAAAAGUGAUUGAGUUGGUAGAUCAUAUUCACAAUUUCCCUGGAAAUGAUUUAUUUAAGCCUUAUUAAACAUCACCGUCAGUGAAAUAAUCCACUCGGAGGAUGGUCAGGAUUAGCCACACACCGCGAACAAAGCCCGUGAAUUAUGAUUUUUCCUCCCUCUCUUCAGUCAUGUUCGCCAGUCGGGGAAUGCAAAAUACCUGUCUAUAUAUAAUACGCAUUCAUGGAAAGUCACGUAUCAAUAGUCAGAGGUUGUGUGACUAAACACUCGAGUCCAGCGAUGGAGUGUAGUUGUGGUAGGCCUUUCCGGAGGAAUUACACAUCAAGUUUACAAAGGACGUUCAGCAGUGGGAGUAGUGACUUGUCCCCUUGUGGGUUUUUAUUUUAAUUGGUGAAGUAUUCUGGAGGAUGUGCCGAUCAGGAAGUGGAUGGCUCGUGAGCCUCGUGAGUUUUCUAUUCGUUUUGAAAUUCGGAAGCUCAAAUGUAUUUUUCAAGUGCUGCGGUGAGGGAUUUGCUCUUGAUGAUGAUUUCAACUGCCAGCGAGUUCCUGACAAUGUGAGAGAGGAGUCGUUGAUGCUGGGUAAUGACUCUCAGGGGGUUUUGGAAAAAUGUCCGGAUAUAAUUCACACCAAAAAAAUUCAAGAAGCCAACGACACCGAGCUAUCCUGCAUGGGAUUCCUGAUGAAUGGAACAGUUGUCACCUCAAUCUGCGAUAAAAUGUUGAGCAAUCAGACGUAUGAACACUGCGAUAGCCCAUUUAAAUUGUUGAGUUUCUGGGGAGCAUCGAUGGUGACAUCUGCCACAAUGAUUUACACCCUCCCUUAUCUACUAGUAGUUAUCGUUUACUGCACGUACGCCGAUCUUCGAAAAAGGGCAUACGAUAAGUCCCUGAUAUGCUACAAUUCAUCGUACGCAAUUCUCAAUCUGAUGCUGAUAGUACUGGGAUUCUUCGAGCUGUGCCACAGACAGUUACCUGACUUUGUGUACGGUAUAUGUGGAUCGGUGGUGGUGUACUUCAUUCAAGCCUCUUGCAUGUGGCUGUUCAUUCUCUGCUUCGAUAUGACCCUGGUUAUCACUCGAUUCCGAUGGGCGCCGUCCAGCGAUUCCAAAGCGCGAAGUGAGAGGCGAAAAUUUAAGGUCUACUCGCUCUUGAACUGGGGAUUAUCAGUUAUACCUGCUGUUGUAGUAGUGAUAACAGAGUUCACACCGACGCUACCCAAGGAUUCGCCGGUGAGACCGAAUUUUUCAAAUUUUCAUGGACCUCCGAACAAAUCAUUGCUGAUUUACACACUUGCGUUACCCGUUAUCACGCUCCUGACGAAUACUGUUCUCUUCGUAUACACGAGCUAUCGGAUGCUCAAAGUGAAGAAAGAUAACAGAAUAUUAAAUCAGAGUAGUAUGAGAAAUGCGAAGAAAGAGUACUUUGUGUAUUUAAAAUUGUACAUCAUCAUGGACGCCCCGUGGUUAUCCGGCGCUCUCUCCGCUAUUUAUCCGAGUCUAUGGAUUCUCAAGUUCUUCAGAGUUAUCCAGCCAAUUUUAAUGCUGUAUAUUAUCCUCCCCAAAAAGAGAAUAUUGAAGACAAUUGGGUGCAUGAAGACGCGCCCGGAGAACGAAGUGGAGGAUCGCCGGGGGGAUGGACAUACGAAGAAUAAGAAAAAAGAUGUACAACCGCUUAAUGACCAUCAUGAGUGCUGAUUUCAAUUAUGAAAGACUGAUUUGAUAAAAUUAUUUGGACUGAUUAGGAAUUAAUUGGCGAGUAUACAGUGUUGUAAUCACAAUAUUUGGAAAUGUGUUUGCAAUGGGUAAUCAAUAUUUGCCUCUAUCUGUGUGCCGAAAGGUCGGUUGAAACUGAACAGGAAUUCAGCAAUUCCCCGCCCGGAAAUGGUUAUAAGCACUGGUGAUAGAGUCUUUAACUAGGUUAUCGGGAGAUUGAAACACUCGGAGCAAUAGUUGGGCCCGGAGUACAUCGAAUUAGUAUAAGAAAUUGUUUUUCCUGAGAUGACUAGAUUUUUUUUAUUCAGCGAUAACUUCAUACUAAUUUCCAUUACAAUAAAUAUACUUUAAGGACUGCGAAAAAAUUAUCGCUUCACUUGGAAUAUAAAUGUAGAAAUUACGUAAUAAGAAAUAAAUAUGAAAAGAUUUUUCAAUUUGUAUUGAUAUUCAAAGAGUUUUGAGAAUAAAAUACACCUGAUCCUCGGAUUUUUUUUUCUGUCCGUGAAAAUGUAAAUGACGGAGUUGGAGGUUGAACUUUUGGCGUUAUAGGGGAGUAGAAGAGAAAAUUGAAAAUCGA